This is a messenger RNA of Drosophila pseudoobscura, 2598 nucleotides long. RefSeq lists its product as uncharacterized. Gene Ontology annotation, molecular function: monocarboxylic acid transmembrane transporter activity. Gene Ontology annotation, biological process: transmembrane transport. Bases 450 to 2351 code for a protein of 633 amino acids. The record is from RefSeq and is a predicted model, not a curated record. Lineage: Eukaryota; Metazoa; Arthropoda; Insecta; Diptera; Drosophilidae. The transcript has 5 exons. Gene Ontology annotation, cellular component: membrane.
CUUCCCUCCAAAUCAAUCCAAUGAUCUCAUAAAACUCAAGGCUGAUAUCUUUCUUUGCCCUGCCGCCCGCCUUUCGAUCGGCAUUUUCAGCCGAGAGCUCAUUUGAGUUCAUUUCAGUUCAGAUCUUGCUUGCUGGGUUGCUGGUCAGCAAAACUCUCGGUUACGGGAUUCAUUCCGAAAAGAAAAUAAUACUAAUAAUCGUAACUCUCGUAACUCUCGGAGCUCGUAUCGCCCAACGCCGCUUCUCACUCAAAAAAUCCGCGACAGACCGUGGCGCUCUCACAAUCGAAAUCCAUUGACGCGAGGCGUAUUGUAGCAGUAGUACCCAUCCAGUGAUGCAACAAUCAGACUACAGCCAGUGCCACUCCCAGUCCCAGUGCCAGUCACAGUCCCAGUCCCAGUCCGAGUCCCAGUCCUAACCCGAUCCCACAACAGACCGCAUUUCCAAGAUGACUGAUAAUGGGCAUCAUCAGCACAACAACAAAAACAAUAACAACAACAACAAUGAGGCAUCCAGACUACGAUUGCCCGAGGACCAGCCGACAGCAGAGCAACAGCUGCUCCACCCGCAGCAGCAGCAGCGGCAGCAGCAGCGGCAACAGAAUGGUUCUGGCCAGGCCAAGAUAGUGCCAGCAAAAACAAAAAAGAAGCGUCGCGACAAGAGCGAUCUGGGCGAUGAUUUUGUGGCGCCCGAUGGCGGCUGGGGCUGGCUGGUGGCCAUCGCCAGUGGCCUGAAUAUCCUGGUGACAUUCGCCCUGGCCCAGCAGUUCGGCAUCCUGUUCCGCACUCGUAUGAGCAAUCUGGGGAUCAGCAACUCGGAGCUAACCACCAUCAUCAAUACACAGAUUGCUGUCUCUGCAUUUACGGGCCUCUUGAAUGGGCCGCUGUUCCGGCGCUACACAUACCGCGUGGUGGCCCUGGUCGGGUCAGUGCUGACCUUCUUGGGGCUCUUCUGGAUGGUGUUCGCCGACACCUUCACCGUCUACCUGCUGAGCUUCUCGAUCAUCUAUGGGUUCGGGCGUGGCCUGACGGUGUCCGCCUCCUCGCUGGCGGUGAACACGUACUUCAAGGUGAAGCGCCGCACGGCCACCGCGUACCAGUUCGGGGUGGCAGGCCUGGGGCCCAUCGUGUGCCCCUACUUUGCCACCUACAUGCUGCAGGUGUUCGGGGUGCAGGGCACGACGCUGCUGUUCGCCGGCGCCUCGCUGCACACGAUCGCCUGUUCGCUGAUCUAUCAGCCGGUGAAGUGGCAUGUGGUGAAGCGGGACAAGGAUGCCGAGGCGCUGCAGCAGCCGCAGGGGCUGGCCGAGCGGGAGGACCAGGAUGAGGACAUCAUCAAGCAUGUGGUGGAGCCGGAGACACCUGUCCUGCCGCGGGCCAACGAUGGCUGGUAUGGGUCCAGGGCCUCGCUGAACAGCAGCGGCACCCGGAACCGCCUCAACACCUGGGAGAAGUCCGAGCACAGCGGUCACGUGGAGCUGAAGCGUCUGAAUAGCCGGGGCGAAGGCAAGGACCUGCCCUCCCGCCAGCAGCGCAGCAUCUCCGUGAGCCACAGCAUCAAGGAGGAGGAGGAGGUGGCGGUGGCGGUGACGGUGGCGGGGAAGAGGCCAGGCUACGACUCGGAAUCCGAGGCGGAAGUGGUCUCCCUCAAGCUGACAGACAGGGACAAGCAGGAGCUGGAGGACGAGAUAGAGCGUGAGCGGCGCAAGAAGCUGCCCUUCUACAUGAAGGUGGUCAUAUUCUUCGACCUGGAUCUGCUGCGGGACUUCACCUACGUGAACCUGGCCGUGGGCAUCACGCUGAUCAACUUUGUGGAGAUCAACUUUGCCAUCCUCACGCCAUUCAUUCUGAACGAUCUGGGCUUCCAGGGCGACCAGAUAGCCCUGGCCAUGUCCACGCUGGGCUUCUUCGAUCUGGUCGUCCGCUUCCUCAUUCCACUGAUCACCGCCAAGAUCAAUCUGAGCAAUCGAACCUUCUUUGUGGUGGGCAUCCUGGGCAUGUGCCUGGGCCGGGUGUUCCUGUCGAUGACCUCCAACUUCUAUGCGAUGGUCGGGAUCUUUCUGUUUCUUGGCCUCAACAAGGCCUUCCGCACGGUCUUCUGGUCGCUGAUCAUACCGGGAUAUGUGCCACUGAAGCGUCUGCCAGCCGCCGCAGGACUUCAGCUGCUGAUGUCCGGCACCUUCUCCAUGGCCUUCGGCCCACUCAUAGGUCUGGUGCGGGACCACACCAGCUAUGCCUUUACCCUCAACUGCCUGAAUGCCCUCUGUGUGAUGGCCAUCGCGGGCUGGUAUCUGGAGGACUUCAUCCGCGCCCGCACCCGCAAAUCGCCGCCCGUCAAAUCGGUCAACUGAAACAGCAUCGAGGGGAUUCCCCAUUCCCCAAAUCCAUUCAGCCAUAAGUCUAGCUAGCGAAAUGUUUCCACCCUCCCCCCCAAAAGAUGUUUUUUUUUUUAUUAUGCUUAUUAUUAUAUGUUUUAAUGUAAAUUAUAGUCAGCGUGUACAUUGUGUAUAUAAUAAUUGAGUGUAGCUAAUUAUUUGUAUUAACUAUUGAUAAUUGUUAUAAAUAUGCAUAAGCUGCCAGCAAAAAGCCAAAAAAUAA